Molecule: messenger RNA, 2307 nt
Organism: Schizophyllum commune H4-8
Lineage: Eukaryota; Fungi; Basidiomycota; Agaricomycetes; Agaricales; Schizophyllaceae
Exons: 10
Coding region: 244-2166 (640 amino acids)
Source: RefSeq, a predicted model, not a curated record
AACACUGCGAGCGCAUAUAUUCCAACAUUUAAAGUUGACGUGCCCCCCUUACAGGACGCUUCCGCGCAUAGUGCAAUUGCUCGCGCGUCUUCCACGCUCGAAAAUGCACUUGAAGAUACGAGCGUGCCACAGAGCGACCUCGCUGCACUGUAUAGCCUCUCAUCUCUCCGUCUACUCUUCGCCCACCGCGCGGUGUUUCACCGAAUAGCCGCAAGCGCGCAGCCGUCCAACGCACCCCCGUCGAUGGUUGUAUGCUGGGUCGAUGUGCUGCUGGCCAAGCUCGCGCCGAUUAUUACAGGCGAACGCGCUCCUGCAAACUCGACAAGCAACUUCCUGCAGUCGCAGAGGUACUCGGACAGCCUCCGAGCAGCGGCACAACUGCCAGAAUCCUGGGAUGAUAUUCCGCAGGCGCUAGUGUCCGCCGCGAUGUCGCCGGCCGCGCGGCGGUUAGCAAUACGACUGCUAUAUGGGGCAUUCGUGCUAUCUGGAGAAAGGGAAAACCUUUGCGAGGACAACGCACAGCCGGCCGACCUUCUGCCAGCCCUGUCUGCCUUCCUCGAUUAUAGCGAGCACGAGCGCGCCAAUGAGCAAGGGCUGCAAUGGCGCUUAACCUCGGCAAUGGUUUUUGCACUGUAUGCUGUCGCCGAUUCUCACAACGCCGACGGCGGUCACAAACUGAUGCGUCCUCGAACUCUCGGGCGGAUGCUCCAGCUCGCGCGAACAGUGUUGCAUGGUGAGACGAUCGUUGAGUCGAUCUUCCAACCUUGUCAGGUUCAGGAUCAAGCAACGAAGCUGCUUCUCCGAGAUCAGAUCAUUCUGUGGUGUUGGAGGACGUGGCAGGAUAACAGGGUGGCGGACUUCGAGACAGUGGUAGCGAUGACCGCCGCAUGGCUAAGGCAUGUCGCGCAGCUCAGCGAGGACACUAUGCGCAAGGUAGAGGAGCAGCCAGAGGUCUGCUGCGCGGCGAUGCUGCACGUUCUCCAUCAUCUUGUGCCCUUGAUCCGAGGGGAUGCAACAGACCUUCUGCACAUUGCCUACAGGGCAAUGUACAUCGUAAACCACGUCUGCCGCCCACCAGGUCUUCUUCCGACGCAAGCGCCGGAGAUGUGCCGCGUGGGCUUGCGUAUGUUGGUGGCGCUAAAAGACGAUGAGGAUGAGCUACGAGUGAAGGACGCAGCCAUAGAGAUGCUAGCGCUCGCGGACGUGGACGUUCUCCGUGUAGCGCUUGAGCAGGCGCGCGAUGAUCCUAUACUGCGAUUUCCCAAUAGCGUGGACGAAGCUGUAAGCCGUUCUCGCCGUCUUUUGCCGCCUCUCGAUUCCUCGAUACUGGACGACAACAUCAAUCUCCGGCCGGUCAUCACUACGGUCCAGCUCUUGACUCUCAUCUGGCAUAGUGGAGCUCGUGGUUGUCUCAUACGCUAUACGGCUGCGCACUUGCUGGCCUUGCUUGUCGAGCGCCUGUCUUCCGCGCCGCCAGCCGCACCUAUCGUGAUCUCUCUUGCCGAUGCUGUGUUCACGGCGCUCGCUGCUGCUGAGCGCGCCGAGCCUCGCGACGACGAGGCAGAUACGGCGGCGUGGACUCUAGGCGCGCGAAUAGGGCAUGAAGCCAUCGAUGUAGCAGGCGCUUUUGCGCAGUACAUACUGGCCACGAAGCGAUUGCCCGCGCCGCUAGUUUGUGCGCAGGCCGCGGAUGCCAUACGGGAUGCCCUUCUGCUGGUCAUGCGAAGACACUUCUUGGACAUUGAAGAGCCGCUCGCGCUGUUGCUCGCGCCCGCCCUCUGCGCGGCGCUGAUGCGGCUUACGAAUAGUAGCAUGGCAAUGUCGUACUAUAUGCUGUCUUCGCCUUGGACCAUCACACUUGUACAGGAGCUGCAGCAAUUACUAGAUGGCCCGACUUUGGACGACUAUACGAGUGUCCUACGAGAGCAAUGCCGUAGUCCUGGAAAAACAUUAUUGGAGCUGGUAAGUGCUACAACUAUGUAUGUAUCUGGAUGUAAAGUCAAUGUUCAUAGCUGCGUAGCAAGGCGGAGGGCACUUCAGCCCCCGAAGAGGUAUGCCCUCACGUGUAGUGGUGUCUAUCUCGUUGACCAAGGCGUACGCAGAUGUCUACUGUUCAGUCGCCACACCUUCUCGUCUACCGUACAUCCGAUGACGUUGCGCAUCUAGUCCUCGUCAGCCUCGUAUAGCAUGCGAUGCACUUUGCGGAUGGAAACCCCGUGUGGUAGGAGGCGCUCGAGCUGCUCCAUCUCCUCCUUGGAGACGCGCAUAACCGACCGCUCCUCGCACAUAGUGACCUCCAGGCGCCCC